Molecule: messenger RNA, 4499 nt
Organism: Echinops telfairi (small Madagascar hedgehog)
Lineage: Eukaryota; Metazoa; Chordata; Mammalia; Afrosoricida; Tenrecidae
Gene: ATAD2
Product: ATPase family AAA domain containing 2
Exons: 27
Coding region: 29-3907 (1292 amino acids)
Biological process (GO): positive regulation of transcription by RNA polymerase II
Cellular component (GO): nucleus
Molecular function (GO): ATP binding; histone binding; chromatin binding
Source: RefSeq, a predicted model, not a curated record
UUCUUCAGACUCUAGUUUUGAUAAGAAUAUGGAAAUAAUGGAGAAACAUGCCAAUGGCAGGCAUUUUACAAGGCAAUUGGCCAGACAACAGGCUGAUAAAAAAAAAGGAGAGUGCAAAGAAGACAAAGUAAUUCCAGUUACCCAGUCACUGAGGAACAGAAACAUCAUUCAGACUUCAGAACACCUACGGGAGGAGAAAGGGGAUGUUGAAGUUCGCCGCAGUUGCAGGAUUAGAAGUCGUUACAGUACUGUGAACCAGUCCGUGCUGUUUGAUAAACUUAUAACAAACACUGCUGAAGCUGUACUUCAGAAAAUGGAUGACAUGAAGAAGAUGCGCAGACAGCGAAUGAGAGAGCUUGAAGACCUGGGGGUCUUUAACGAAACUGAAGAAGAGAACCUUAAUAUGUACACAAGAGGGAAACAAAAACGAAUCCAAAGGACUGAUGAAGAAAUAACCGAUAAUCAAGAAGGCAGCAUGGAAUCUUCUGAAGAGGGUGAAGACCAAGAAGAUGAAGAUGAUGGUGAAGAUGAUGAUGAUGGUGAAGAUGAUGAAGAAGAAGAAGAUGAUGAAGAGGAUGGAGAAGAAGAUAAUCAGAAACGAUAUUACCUCAGACAGAGAAAAACUACUGUUUACUACCAAGCUCCAUUGGAAAAACCUCGUCAUCAAAGAAAGCCCAACAUAUUUUAUAGUGGCCCUGCUUCUCCUGCAAGACCAAGAUAUCGACUGUCUUCUACGGGACCCAGAAGUCCUUAUUGUAAACGCACCAACAGACGAAGGCAUGCAAUCCACAGUAGUGACUCGACUUCCUCUUCCUCUUCUGAUGAUGAGCAGCACUUCGAGAGGCGCAGGAAAAGGAGCCGUAACAGAGCCAUCAGCAGUAGGUGCCUUCCACUCAAUUUUCGGAAAGAGGAAUUGAAAGGAAUUUAUAAAGAUCGAAUGAAAAUUGGAGCAAGCCUUGCUGAUGUCGAUCCAAUGCAACUAGAUUCUUCAGUACGGUUUGAUACUGUGGGUGGCCUGUCUAAUCAUAUUGCAGCUCUCAAAGAGAUGGUGGUUUUUCCAUUACUUUAUCCGGAAGUCUUUGAAAAAUUCAAAAUUCAACCUCCAAGAGGUUGUUUGUUUUAUGGUCCUCCUGGAACUGGGAAAACUCUGGUUGCUAGAGCACUUGCCAAUGAAUGCAGCCAGGGGAGUAAGAGAGUGGCAUUUUUCAUGAGGAAAGGGGCUGACUGUCUGAGCAAAUGGGUAGGGGAAUCCGAAAGACAGCUCCGCUUGCUGUUUGACCAGGCCUAUCAGAUGCGCCCAUCCAUUAUUUUCUUUGAUGAAAUUGAUGGCCUGGCUCCAGUACGAUCCAGCAGGCAAGAUCAAAUUCACAGCUCUAUUGUCUCCACAUUGCUGGCUCUGAUGGAUGGACUGGACAGCAGGGGAGAAAUUGUGGUCAUUGGUGCUACCAACAGACUAGAUUCUAUAGACCCUGCUUUACGAAGGCCUGGUCGCUUUGACAGAGAGUUCCUUUUUAGCCUACCUGAUAAAGACGCUCGAAAAGAAAUUCUAAAAAUUCACACAAGAGACUGGAAUCCUAAACCACUGGAUAUAUUUCUAGAAGAGCUAGCAGAAAACUGUGUUGGAUACUGUGGUGCAGAUAUUAAGUCAAUAUGUUCUGAAGCAGCAUUAUGUGCUCUACGUCGACGCUACCCACAAAUCUAUACCACUAGUGAGAAGCUGCAAUUGAAUCUCUCGUCGAUUAAUAUCUCAGCUAAGGAUUUUGAAGUAGCUAUGCAGAAGAUGAUUCCUGCCUCCCAGAGAGCUGUGACGUCCCCAGGGCAGGCACUGUCCACCAUUGUGAAGCCACUGCUGCAAAGCACUGUUCACAAGAUCUUGGAGGCUCUGCAGAGAGUAUUUCCACAUGCAGAAAUUGGAACAAAUAAAGCAUUAGACACAGAUAUUUCUUGUCCUCUGCUAGAAAGUGACUUGACAUAUAGUGAUGAUGACAUCCUAUCAUUGUAUGAAAAUGAUCUUUCUCAGAAAUCCUUUGAUAAGGCCAAAGAAAAUGUAAAUUUUCUUCAAUUGAAUAGAAAUGCUUGUCACCAACCAAUGUCUUUUCGACCAAGAAUUUUGAUAGUCGGUAAAGCAGGAUUUGGUCAAGGCUCUCACUUGGCACCAGCGGUCCUCCAUGCUUUAGAAAAAUUGACAGUGUACACACUAGACAUUCCUGUCCUUUUUGGAGUCAGUGCUACAUCUCCAGAGGAAACAUGCUCCCAGAUGAUUCGUGAAGCUAAGAGAACAGCACCGAGUAUAGUGUACAUCCCACAUAUUCACUUGUGGUGGGAAAUAGUUGGACCAACCCUCAAAGCCACAUUCACCACCUUAUUACAGAGUAUUCCUUCAUUUGCUCCUGUUUUACUACUUGCAACUUCGGACAAACCCCACUCUACUCUGCCAGAAGAGGUGCAAGAAUUAUUUAUCCAUGAGUAUGGAGAAAUUUUUAAUGUCCAGUUACCUGGUGUAGAAGAACGAACAAAAUUUUUUGAAGACUUGAUUCUGAAACAAGCUGCUAAGCCACCUGUAUCAAAAAAGAAAGCAGUUUUACAGGCCUUGGAGGUACUCCCAGUGGCACCAUCACCUGAGCCAAGGCCAUUGACAGAAGAAGAAGUGAAGCAUCUUGAAGAACAGGAAGAAGAUACAUUUAGAGAACUGAGGAUUUUCUUAAGGAACAUUACACAUAGGCUUGCUAUUGACAAGCGAUUCCGAGUAUUUACAAAGCCUGUUGACCCCGAUGAGGUUCCCGAUUAUGUCACUGUAAUAAAGCAGCCAAUGGACCUUUCAUCUGUAAUUAGUAAAAUUGAUCUGCACAAAUAUCUGACUGUGAAAGACUAUCUGAGUGACAUUGAUCUAAUCUGCAGCAAUGCUUUAGAAUACAACCCAGAUCGAGAUCCUGGAGAUCGUCUUAUUAGACAUAGAGCCUGUGCGUUAAGAGAUACUGCCUAUGCAAUAAUUAAAGAAGAACUAGAUGAAGACUUUGAAAAGCUUUGUGAAGAAAUUCAGGAAUCUAGAAAGAAGAGAGGAUGCAGCUCUUCGAAAUAUGCCCCGUCUUACUACCAUGUGAUGCCAAAGCAGAAUCUCACUCCCGCUGCUGAGAAGAAGCCAGAUCCUGAGCACAAUGAGAAGCUGAAGAUGCCCAGCCCUCCAGUGGCAUGCAGCACGCCUGCUCAACUGAAGAGAAGAAUUCGCAGAAAGUCUAAAUGGCACUUAGGCACCAUCCCCAAACGAAGGAAGAUUUCACAGUCAAAAGAUGAGAGCCAGAAUGCACUGGGUGACAAGAUUGGGAGUGAUACAGAAGAAAAUCAAGAUACCAGUGUGGACCACAAUGAGACAGGAAACACAGGCGAUUCUUCAAUGGAAGAAAACGAGAAGCCGCAAAAUGUCUCUGAACGCAAGAGCAAGCUGGGAAACCAUCUCACUAGUAAUUGUAGUAUUGAGCAUGAGCUGGAAGAAUCUCGGAAGAGUGGGACAUGUACAGAGUUGAGAAAAGAUAGCAUUGUUUGCAAUGGAGAGGUAUCUAGUGCUCAGAUGAUAGAUCAUUUAGAUGAAAAUGAAACUAAUGAAAUGUGUGUUUUGCGAAUGACUCGAGCUAGACGUUCCCAAGUAGAGCAACAGCAGCUCAUCAGUGUGGAAAAGGCCUUGGCGAUUCUGUCUCAGCCUACCCCCGUGCUUGUUGUGGACCACGAGCGAUUGAAAAAUCUUCUGAAGACUGUUGUUCAAAAAAGUCAAAAAUACAAUAUAUUUCAGUUGGAAAAUUUGUAUGCAGUAAUCAGCCAAUGUAUUUAUAAGCAUCGCAGGGACUAUGACAAAACAGCACUUAUUCAGAAAAUGGAGCAAGAAGUAAAAAACUUCAAUUGUACCAGAUCCUGAUGUGUCCAUGGUCUCUCAUAUUCUUCCCAUUUGAAUUGGGAAGAAUUCCUUUUUUAAUUUACUUUUGAUGAAAUCUUACAUUUUUGAGGAAGAUCAUAAAAUAAGAGUAUUUAAACUUUCCUGGUAUUAUUUAUGUACAUGUGUAAGAUAAGUUACAGAGGUAAUUGAUACAUAUUGGAAAUCAUACAAGUUAUUGUAGUAACAAUGCUGUCCUGUAUCAGUAGCUGAAGUGUGGCCAACUCAAUAAAGUUGUUUGUAAUAACUAAUGUUUGGUGACACUUAAGAGUAACUAGUCCUAUUAUGUUUUGUGUUAAGCACUUUUUACUUUUCCUCAAAGUUGCAUAUUGAAUCAGAGAUGAGGAGCUUACUUGACCAUUAUGUCUUUGGUUUUAUUCUUUAUUAUAUGUUGUUUGUUUUAGCUCUAAUGCCUUUCUCCCCUCUACAUUAUAUUUUCCCUUGUUCAUUCACUUAAGACUCGGUGUUCAAUUCAGGAUUUGUUGGAAGCCCGUGAACAACAUCCAGCUAUUCCACAAUUCUGUACUUUUUUAAAAAUUACUAAUCAUUUUAUUGGGGGGCUCUUACAGAUCUUAUA